UGGUCUGUCAGCUCUGUCAAGGUGCAAAGUGUCCAGCAUCACUCCAUUGUUUUCCACGGAAAUACAUGGCUUUUAUCCCUAAGAAAUGAUAUUCCCAUCGCUGCCACCGGACCUAUAACCCGAGGACAGCGUUUUAUACGGUUCGUGAAAGGUUUUUUUGAUUUUUAGUCACCCUGUGCAGCCAUGGAGGCCCUGGCUGUGGAUGAUGACAUCUGCAUCCUGAAAUACGAGACAGCCUACACCGCUGCUGGAGAGAGUCCCGUAUCAGUAUGUGCUGGCGAUGAAUCUGUAGCUUCUCACUUUGCCCUCGUCACAGCCUACGAGGACAUCAAGAAGCGGCUAAGAGAGACUGAACGAGAGAACACAUUGCUAAGGAAACGAGUCAAGCAACUGGAGGACAAGCUCUUUCGGCCUGAGGCACCGCCAUCAGAGGGUCCCCAAUAUGUAAACAAGGCCUUCAGCGCAUAUCGAGGUAUCUAUAUUGAAAAGGAGGACCUGCAGAUGGAGCUUAACAAACUGAAAAAAGAGAAGAGUGAGAGUGAGCGGCUGCUGACAGAGCAGCUCCAAAGCAAAGAGCUAGAGUUGCUUCAGCUGAGGACAGAGAUGGAGACCAGCCAAGUGAUGAAGAGUCUGAACAGCCCUCAAGACUACUGGCAAGUGAACUGUGCCACUGCCGAACACAAGAUCUACAAACUUCAGGAGGAGCUGGAGAAGCUCACACUGGAAAAUAGCAGACAUUUGGAGAGGAGUGGGGAGGAACUACGUGGCCUCAAUGGACCAAACAUGGAACAGAUAUGUGAUGAGUUCAGGUCCAGCAGAGAGAGGAGCAUGCAGCAGGCAUACGAGGCUUUGUGCUCAGAGUUCACCGGUCUCCAUUCAGGGCUGAAACACCAAACAGGCCUGAUUCGGAAGCUGAGACCAUUAAUCAGUGAGACAAGACAAGUUCCAAUUCAGUGUCUGGAAGACGUGGAGACGAACCACCAUCCAGUCCUCCGGGCUCCAGUACAUCGACCCCCUAGCGCUCCACCACUGCCCUCUUGUUCUGGGCGUCCUUGUCCCCCUACUGGUGGUCCAAGCAGCACUCUGCCACCGGACAGUUUGAGGGACGACUGCUGGUACAACGGUCCGUGGCCAACACACGGAGAAGCUUUGAUCGGGAACGAGACCUCUUCUGUUGUUUUGCCCCCGCCUCCUCUUAACCAGGCAUCCAUAGAUGACAGCUCGAGGUCCUUCCCGAGCCCGCCCAAACCGAGCGAUGCCCUUUUCUGGGAGGGACACUCUGCUGCCUCAAAUUCAUCUUCCUCAAUUGGAAACUUAAGUCCUCGGAGUCCUCCUAAUACAGAGUGGGUCAAGCCCUUUUGAGGGAGACCCUCAUGGAGUGACUUUCUAAGCCUGCCACAUUGCUACCACCUAUCUGCCUUAAAUUGAUAAGACCACUCCCUGCUGGGCUGGCCUGGAACUAGGUGAAGGCCAGAAGAGGCCUUUAUGUGGCGAAGACUGAAUAUAUCUAACAACGCCGCACUGAUGACCAUAUCUAACCAUGCAAAGACUGUUUAUGAAGGACCAUUCGAGGACCCCAGUUGUGUGUCCUUUUUUUGCAGCAUUUUACUUGUGUGUGUGCAUCAAAUUGUGCCUGUGUCUGCAGAGCAUUGCGUGGUCCUCAUUUCUGGCCUCUCUUAUGCUUGCAUCACAUCAUUCGGAAUCUGAUUAUUUUCUUUAUUGUUCCCUGUUUUCAAUCAAGUACAAACUAUAGAAUCGUUUGCCUCACCAUGUAAGGAGGUUUUUUAGGAACGAGGCCUUGGUGUUUGAUGUGUAUCUGUGUCGUGAUGGAGAGAUUUAGUCCAAAACAGCAAAUGAAACAUACCUAGUUUAGUGAUUUAAUAUUCACUUAUAGUCACUUUGUGUCGUUAAUAUGAAGGCCUUGUUCCCCAGAUCUGAUUCGCCAUACAUUUUUACAUCAGAUCAGUGUUGUCAUCACACAAACAACACUAACGUCAUGAAGACUUGGGAGUACUGCUCAAACCUCAGCUAUUCGUAUGAGUCAAAAAUAAAGCCACACCAGACAGACUUUGUGACUGACAAGUUGCGCACCAUAAAUUGUCAUAAAAUGUAUGCAUGUUUUGUUUUCCACUG
Entelurus aequoreus (snake pipefish) is the source of this 2133-nucleotide messenger RNA. RefSeq names its product 5-azacytidine induced 2 (gene azi2). The record is from RefSeq and is a predicted model, not a curated record. Lineage: Eukaryota; Metazoa; Chordata; Actinopteri; Syngnathiformes; Syngnathidae. The transcript has 8 exons. Gene Ontology annotation, cellular component: cytoplasm. Gene Ontology annotation, biological process: canonical NF-kappaB signal transduction. Bases 184 to 1362 code for a protein of 392 amino acids.